Hibiscus syriacus is the source of this 605-nucleotide messenger RNA. RefSeq lists its product as uncharacterized. The transcript has 3 exons. The coding region runs from base 40 to 576 and encodes 178 amino acids. The record is from RefSeq and is a predicted model, not a curated record. NCBI's taxonomy places the organism in Eukaryota, Viridiplantae, Streptophyta, Magnoliopsida, Malvales, Malvaceae.
UCAAAAAACAAUUUUCCUUUUUCUCCUUUUCUAAUCGAAAUGAAGGAUGACGACACUCUGCCGCCGCCGACGACAACGAUAGUGAAUGUGAAAAAGGAAAGCGCAGAUUCCUGCUUAUUUGGCAGAGGCCGUUACAAGUUCUGGGCAUUCGCCGCGAUUCUGUUACUGGCAUUCUGGUCGAUGUUCACCGGAACCGUUACCCUCCGUUGGUCCGCCGGUAAUCUCAACCGUCUUUCUGAUGAUAUAAGUAGCCCCAUUCACGACGAUCUAGAUGUCCUUGAAAUGGAGGAGAGGGAGAGAGUCGUGAAGCAUAUGUGGGAUGUGUACACUAACAGCCGUCGGAUUAGAUUGCCGAGAUUUUGGCAAGAGGCGUUUGAAGCUGCCUACGAGGAGUUAACCAGUGAUGUGCCUGGAGUUAGAGAGGCCGCAAUUUCUGAGAUCGCUAAGAUGUCCGUGCGCUACGUGGAUCUUGAUCCUCCUCCUGUCCAAUCAACGAGUGUAAGGGAACUGAGCAAGGGUCUAAAACGAUCACUGAAAGGUGGAUCCAGUGUAACUUCAAGCGGAAGUGGUCAAUGAUGUGAAGAAGGUUGCUGGAUCUGAGGAGU